Messenger RNA from Drosophila nasuta, 1631 nucleotides. RefSeq lists its product as uncharacterized. Lineage: Eukaryota; Metazoa; Arthropoda; Insecta; Diptera; Drosophilidae. The transcript is spliced from 4 exons. The coding region runs from base 367 to 1428 and encodes 353 amino acids. The record is from RefSeq and is a predicted model, not a curated record.
UAGUUUCCUAUUCUCAACGUGGUUGUGAAUGUGAAUAGAAUCAACACACACACGAUAAUUUCACAAAAAUAUACCAAAAUACUUAUUUUAUUUUUAUACCUUCGCACAAGGAACACAUCCAGGAAGAAAAGAACAAGUAUAGCAGGCGUAGAGUGAGAGUUCGAGUGCGAGGCAAACGACUAAACCAAAGGAUUGCCAUCGCCGACCCACAAUCCACAAGAGUCUUUUAAGCAGCUGCAAGUCGUUGGCGAGCAAUAUUAUGCGAUAUUCGGUUUAAUUCUGGCUGCCCAUUAGAAAGAGAUAACCAGAGACGCACAUUAUCCAUUCGUCAGACGACAGCCGACAAGAGUCUUUCAAUUGCGUGUCAUGGACAUUAAUCUAAGCUUGGAACACUACGAGGAGUUUUACAAACUGGCUCUUGCCGCCCAAGAACAGGCGCAUGUGGCUCCCAAAUGCCUGAGGAGAGUGGAGGAGCUACAGCUCCGAUGCCGCAUCUGUGGCUGCUUGGACGAUGGCAGCUUUGUGGACUUGGAUGCGGUGCAAGACUUUGAAUUCGAGCCCUCAAUUUGCAGUUACCGCGAACUCUUUCAGCGCACCUCACUACAGUUUCAAUUCCACACGAUGCCUGAUCUGCCGAGUCGCCUCUGCAUCAGAUGCGGAUACAAAGCAAAGAUAUUUUAUCUCAUGACCAGACAGUUUGUAUACGGCCAGAAUGCGCUACGCUCAACGGUCACGGAUUGGUAUCACACAAAAUACCAAGUAGAGCCUCCCGAGCAAAUUGAAGAUCGCAAGCGACUGAUGAAGCAAUUGGCUUUAACCGAAGCUGCUCAGAUCGAGGCAAAGCGUAAGGAAAUGCAAGCGACAAAGCCACUGACGCCAGUCAAGGAUCUAAUAAAAGGCUAUGACAUGCAAGGUUCAUGCGACCUUAAACGAUCGAUUUCAGUUGACAAUCGAUUGAAUACAACAGGCAUACCGAGUCAACUUAGUUCCGAAUCACACGAUCGAAAGAUUAUCAAAGAAGGUCAGCAAAUGGUGCGCUCAACUAUAAAUCUCGGAGGUGCUUCAAAGAUGCGAAGUCCCACCGUUAAAGGUAAUAACCAGAGUCAGCUCCCGCAGUCUCAGCAAUCACAGACAGCUCGCAAUCAAGUGCAUCGAGCGGAGACUCCAAAGACGCCUUUUCGAGAGAGGUUUGCUGGUCUUAAGUCAGAUGAGAAUCGCGAGUGCCAGGUUACUCCACGAGUCAUGAGGAGCGAGGCGAGAGGAAGUGGAGGACGUGGAGAUCGUGCCCUACUUAAAACUCAGUCGAAUCGUAAAAUUCUGGAUACGACUUCAACGACAGAAGGCAAGCUCCCGCAAUCGCAAGAGUUUGCUCCCUCAAAGGCUCAACUGCUGCAGAAGCUUCAGGAGCGUAGAAGACAAUGGCGAUAAUCCUAGUACAAAUAAUAAUGCAAUAGUUGUCCUACAUUAUAAUUAGUUAUAGUUUGCCAAUUUAAUAGUGAAAACGGAAACAGUGAAAGCAACAUUUCGAAAUAAGCUACGUCUAAAUUCUUAAUGUAUAAGUGUGAUUCUCGUGCAAAUCCGACUCACACUGUUAUACAUACAAAUAAAUACGAAAUGUCGAGAAGCAAUAA